This is a messenger RNA of Drosophila teissieri, 1480 nucleotides long. Its product is annotated as prolyl 4-hydroxylase subunit alpha-1. Gene Ontology annotation, biological process: peptidyl-proline hydroxylation to 4-hydroxy-L-proline. Gene Ontology annotation, molecular function: protein binding; iron ion binding; procollagen-proline 4-dioxygenase activity. Gene Ontology annotation, cellular component: endoplasmic reticulum. NCBI's taxonomy places the organism in Eukaryota, Metazoa, Arthropoda, Insecta, Diptera, Drosophilidae. The record is from RefSeq and is a predicted model, not a curated record.
UAAAUAAAGAAGUCAGUCAAAAUGAAAAGCUGUUGUAGUUUGAUCGUCUUACUUCUUUUUUGGUGUGAAAUUAAGGGCGAUAAUGCCGGAGAUUUCUUACACGUUGGAAGUAACAGUGCGUAUAGCUCAACCACUGGACUUUUAAAACUUUUAGAAUUGGAGGAACACUUCAUUGCUAAUAUUAAGGCAUACACCAAUAAAUUGGCCGAAAAGGUGGAAAAUCUCCAAGCUUACAUCGACUCGGUCGACUACGAAGUCAAUCAGAGUUUUGAAGAUCGUGAGAAAUAUGUCGGUAAUCCCAUUAAUGCAUUUAGUCUGGUGAGACGGACUCAUCAAGAUCUACCAAAAUGGCACAAUUAUUCACAGCAGAUCGUGGGAAUGGAGGAACUGUUUGCCUUAGAGGAAAUUAUAGCCAAGGUGCCGGAUACAAAGGAUAUGGAACAUUCGCUGGAAGAAAUGCAUAGACUUGAAAAGGUUUACGAUUUGGAGGCCACAGAGUUAGCUAGAGGUCGUAUUCAGGACAAACAAUAUGACUUUCGUCCUUCGAUUGGGGAUUGCGUGGCUUUGGGCGAGCACAAAUUCAAAAGGGAGGACUACCAAAGGGCUUCUAUGUGGUUUCGCAUGGCCAUCAAACACAAACCCGAAGAAAAUGCCGACAUAAUCAACAAUAUUUUUGGAUAUCCCAAGGAUGAUUUGAAUACGCUGUACGCUAAAUCAAUGCUCAUAUUUGGCAUGCUCAAGUCUAAUCCUGCGAUGACAGUCGCAGAAGCUAAAGAAAUAUCCUACGAAGCCCUGAAUAAAGCCAGCCUAGCCGAUGUAAAGUCUCUUUUGAACGAGUUGCUGAGUCAAACUGAUGAGGAAAUAGUUUACGAAAUGAAUGUCAACAAGACAGGACCCUCAGAUUACGAUAUUGGUUGUCGUGGCCAGUUUCUCAUGCAAAGGAAUCUAGUGUGCACCUAUAAUCUCACCACAUCAGAAUUCUUGAGACUAUCACCCUUGAAACAGGAAGUUUUAAACUGGGAUCCUUACAUUGUCCUAUACCACGAAGUUCUUGAUGACGACGAAGUCGAAAAGCUCAAACAUCAUUCAAAAGAUAUUACCGCGAAGGAAAUAAAUCGCAUUAAAAAACGAAUCUUUCAACGUAUGAGCCAUGAAGGGAGAAACCCGAAGGGAACAUUACUAUUUUUCCUGGAAAAUGUGAAGCAAGGCGGAGCGACAGUUUUUCCAAAGUUGAAAAUAGCUGUUUUUCCUCAAAAGGGAAGCUGUUUGUUUUGGCACAAUACACUUGAUCCUGGGAAAGAGCCAUUGGAAUGCCCAGUUCUUCAAGGAAAUAAAUGGGUUCUCACCAAAAAUACAUAUAAAGGACGAGCACUGCAGUACAAAAAAAAUGAAAGCAUAGAAUAACCAAAGGUUAAAAAUAAUUAUACACCACAUUUUAUAAAUCACUUAAUAAUCGUAAAAUAAAUAACUUUGCAAUACA